Molecule: messenger RNA, 6071 nt
Organism: Bacillus rossius redtenbacheri
Lineage: Eukaryota; Metazoa; Arthropoda; Insecta; Phasmatodea; Bacillidae
Product: protein suppressor of hairy wing-like
Exons: 13
Coding region: 62-3256 (1064 amino acids)
Biological process (GO): regulation of transcription by RNA polymerase II
Cellular component (GO): nucleus
Molecular function (GO): RNA polymerase II cis-regulatory region sequence-specific DNA binding; DNA-binding transcription factor activity; transcription coregulator activity
Source: RefSeq, a predicted model, not a curated record
ACUGUGCAAUUAAAAACGUCUUUUUCAUGUUUGUCAUUUUCCCUGCAAACGGGGCUUUCAAAUGUCUUCUGAAGAAAGUAUUAAAGAUCCUGUUUGUGCUAACGAACUUAUUCAGGAUGACUGUGAAAAAGUGGUUGAAAAUUUUAACUGUGUUCAAUUGAAAGGUAACGAAACGAGUUAUUCGUUUUUAAGCCGCGUAAAUGAUGGCUUCAGGAAUACGAGUUGCAGUGAAAUUGUUUCAGGCGUUGUGGAUCUAUCGAGUUUUAGUUUGUGUAACACUUCUCACUUACAAAUAGGAACUAUAGACCAGUUAAGACCUAAUAAUGCUGAAGAUUGGCUUAGGUUGACCACGGACGUGAAUUUAGAAGAGUACGGAAUCACGAAGACGGAAGCUGGUUGUCACUUUUCACCGGGAGUUAUUUCUCAUGAUUUUGUUUCGUCUAAACGUAAUGAAGUUGAUAUGUGUAUAAAUAAUGACGAGAGUGCUUCAGAACUUGAUUUGCACGUACCAGAAAAUAAUUCUGGGUGUGAAAAAAAUAAAUUCAGUAAUUUAAGUGAAUUUUUAUUUAGGACUAGUGAUAAUGGCAGCAGUACACUUCUAAACGGUUUUACUGAAAGUGACUCUUUUUUAAAUUAUUUAGAAAAAACCGAUAUUUUAGGUAAAGAUGUGCUGCUUGAAAAUGUGGCUUCAACAGAUGCGAAUAAACUUACAGAAUCAACGUCCAACUUCGACUCUGCCUCAAGUAAUAUGGAAUACUCAUUAACAGACAUUUGCCCAUCUCUUGAAAAACAUGCAGAGGAAUCUGACUUGAAUAUUCCACAGUCAGAAUUAGAAAUUGACAAGGAUGCUACUCCUUGGGAACACUUAUACAUUAAUAAACACACUGAUGAGUCAGUUAGGGAAACUGAUUAUCCCGAGUUUAACCUUUUAACUUUUCAUGUUGAACUUUGUGAUAGUCUGUCACUACAGGAUGAUAAUGUGGGUGUGACUAAGGUUCUGGAAAAAGGUCAGAAGUGUGAUGUUAGUGACAAGCAGCAGAUUUGUGAUGAACCACAUUCUGUAGAAAUUCCACCAGAAGUCCAAACAGCAGCAGUGAAGGUUGUAGAUAGUGAACCUAGAAAAAAUUCUGGAGUAGCUCAGUCACUACCUUGCAUCUUGAAAACAAAAACCAAAGUUGCAGUUCCAAACCCUAGAAGCAUCUUGAAAACUGCACAGACUGUCAACGACCCGAAAAUUUCUUCUAUAUUUAAGCCUUCCACGACCCCUAAAUGUGCGAUUCAAAACAGUGUAGCCAAAAUGGAAACUAACGAUAGUAGUGGUAAGAAACCAGACACCAAAGGUAUGGCAUUUGUAGCUAUUUCUACUGAUAAGUAUAAAAAUACAACAGAAAUUGUAAUAAAUACUGCUAGAGGAGAGCAGGUACUGAAAGGAAAAACGUCUGAUCUCAUGAAGGCAACGUCAAACCUUUGGGUCAAACUGGAAAAAAUAAGUAACAAUAAUACAGAACAGACACUAACAAUCAGCACAGUGAAGGAAGAUGUUAAGCAGACAACCUUAACCAGAGAUAAGAAAACACACAAUGGAAAGAAUGGCGUUCGUCGUCUGGUAAUGGGGCAAGAUGUGUGUAUAAACUUCCAGGGCAGCUCUGGCAGUGAGGAAGGGGCUGAGGAGAGGCCCCCGCUGGAUGCGCUGAAGGAACACAACCUCCCGAUGGAGUACACCUCGUGCAUGAUCUCGGACACCAAGUACUGGCUCUGCCCCAUCGACGACUGCCGGAGGGUGUACCCUCGCAAGAGCAUGGUCCGCAUUCACGUGCUCAGCCACUACGGCAUCCGGCCGUUCCGGUGUGACGUGGAUGGUUGCCAGUGGUCAUUCUAUUCAUAUUUUAAACUGAAACGGCACAAAGAAACUCACCUUAAGAAGAAAGAUUUCCAGUGCGAGCGACCGGAGUGCGGGAAGAAGUUCACGACGGUCUACAACCUGCACGCCCACCAGAAGCUGCACUGCCGGCCGGCCAAGGUGGCGUGCCAGGUGGAGGGCUGCGCAGCGAGCUUCCAGACCCGGCGCGGCCUGGAGCAGCACAUGAAGAGCCACGACAUCCGGCACGCCCCCUUCAGGUGUCCGUUCAAGGGCUGCACGAAGCGGUACUUCGCGGCCAACAUCCUGACCUCGCACAUGCGCUGCCACCAGCACAAGGAGGAGGAGCUGCGCUGCCAGUGGGACGGCUGCAACAAGCUGUUCGACAAGCCGUGCCGCCUGCGCGCCCACACGCGCGUGCACACCGGCGACAAGCCCUACCUCUGCAACCAUCAGGGCUGCGGAGGGGCGUUCCAGACGUCCAGCAAGCUGAAGAGGCACCAGGCCAAGCACAGCAACCUCCGCAAGUACAGCUGCACCGUGGAAGGGUGCUCCAAGUCGUUCUACCGGGGGGAGCACAUGAAGGAACACGCCCUCACGCAUGUCGGCCAUCGCAUCUUCAAGUGCCCCAUGGAAAACUGCAGCGUGACCUUCACGGCUCGCAGCAGCCUGUACGUGCACAUGAAGAAGCACGACAAGAGGGCGCCGGGGGCCGGCCCAGCGAGCCACCGCUGCCCGGUCGACCGCUGCGAGAAGGCCUUCGGCUCCCGGGCCGGCCUGCGCCAACACGUGCUCGCGGAGCACGGCCCCACCUCCGCUUCUGAUUCCAACCAGUUGGAUUACAUUUCAUUGCUGACGGAUAGCAACGACCUUGGCAACACAGAGGGUUUGCAACUCUUCGGAGAUGCCACACAGCUUACAGGUGCGGCAGGCUCACCCAACACCACGAGUGUCACGCCACAGUCCGUGGGCGCGACCAACACGGCGAACGCAGAACUGCCGGCUUCACGGGAGGUGGCCUUACAGCUGGGGACUGCCAGCUUCGUCAUUCCUCAGCCAGACCAUCAGGCGCGGGCGGACGAGCGGGGGGAUGCCACCGAGGACGCCACGUGCCGGGCUGCCCGCACGCACGUCACGCUGGGCGACGUGGUGCGCGAGAAGCAGCGCGCGGAGCCGCCCUCGUCGCUCGGGCUGGAGGACGACGUGGCGCUGGGCUCUGGGCAGGAGCCCGCCGCCGGCUUCAUGGUGCAGCAGUGUUGUGAUGAGAGAUUCAACAUGUCUGUGGACUUGCAGACUCUAUGGCUACAGAUCUUCCGUAGCAAGCCAAUCGUCCAGAUGCCCCUAGGAGUAAAUGAAAUGCGUGUUGAUUCCAACAAUGAACUUUUCAUAAUAUGUUAAAAUACAGUAAAACCUCAAUAUACUAACAAACAUGAAGGGACUGAUUUUGGGUGUGUUUGUUAUAGUGAGGUUUCUUUAUAACGAGGUGAAUUCAAACCUAACAUCUUAUAUGUACUACAAAAAUAAAUAGCUGUAUAGUUAAUAGCGUUGAAUUUGCGAUGCUUAGGGCAGCUGCAGUCAGGUGAGUAAAAUCUAAGCAGAAUCUUAGCAGGUUUAUCAGUUGGCAAAAUACAGCGAAACCCCUUAUUUACGUUACCGUUAUUUACGUUUUCCCGUUAUUUGCACUAUAUUCUUCAGGUCCCGUUUGGUUCCCAUAUAGUCCAAUACAAUACUUUCCCGCGAAUUACGUCUCAAAAAUCGAAUCAAUCCCGCUAUUUACGUCACGAACAACCAUAAACAACCAGAAAAUACCGUGGAGCUAGUAGGCAAUGAACAUUUUAAAUAGCAAAAUAUACAUAUUUUAUAACAUGAAAAGUUGCUUUUAUUUCUAAACAUGUAAUAAUUUAAGCCUAGGCGUGUAAAAGUACGAGUAAUUAUAGCAGGAGACAAUCUAAAAUGCACGAGGGAAAAACGUAAACUCAUGAAUGUACAAACAUGGCUGCUUGUAAGUUCUGAUACUGUAUUUAUGUCACAACUUAGCCGAAAUACUGGUACGAGACAUAAACUUCACAAGAUAAAAUGAGCGGUGUCUUGGUAACUGUUUUAUACGUCUUUUAUAAUUUGGGAAGUAUUGUACAGUUGACGCCAUAUUUUUUAAACUAACCAUUUAUUUCUGGGGAUCGUAAAUAAUUAAUUAUUGGUAUCAAGACAUCAUGAUAAACGUAAACUUGAACAUGUCACGGCAGCGAGAAAACUGGUGCGUAUACCAAUAAACUGGUAUUAGAACUGGAUAAAAUUGGUACACGGGAGGUGGAGCUUAUAUUUUUUUCCGCUAAGCUCGCAUCUAUUGGUUGGCGGCUGAUGGCGUCAUGAGUCUGGGCGGAGCAUAGAGUGCGCAUGCGCCGCCGCGUCGUUACAGCAGCUGACCGAGUACAAUGACCUUUCUCCGCGUUUGGCGCGCUAUUGACGGUAAAUAUUCAUCAAUUUGCGGCCUUUUCUUAAAAAAUUUUUUACUGUGAGCAAUGUGUAUGUAGCCCGUAUUUGUUAUAAACCCUGCCGGUUGCAACUGUAUUUAUAAUUUGGAGAGGCAAAUAAUCUCCUUGAACAGCCAAAAAAGCAAGCAGAAGAAAAUUUCAAAUUUAUUUUUUAGGAAGUAAUCAGAAAAACAUUUUGGCUUUCAUUCUUUUUUUAUUUUUGUCAAAUGUGGUAAAUUAAUAAUUGAUUAAAUACUAAAGUAAAAUUUGUUGUUAGUGUGUUUGUACCUGCAUUGUAGUAUGUGCUAUUAAACAAAAGGAAAAAAAUUCUAAAUAAGGUAAACUGUACUCCUUUUUAUGCUUUUCCCUUUAUUUACACUUUCCCGCUUUUUACACUUUUUUACUUUGUCCCCAUGAAAAGUGCAAAUAAGGGGUUUUGCUGUACUUCACUUUGCCUCAAGUCACGACUGUACAAGUCUGCUUAAAUCUUUUGGAAAGGUUGAAAUUUUUGCCUCACUGAUUAACAGCAUACAGAAUUGUCAGUUUCGUGGUAAAAUGUACUGUGUUUUUUUUUUUUUUUUAACACACGCAGAGUAAUAUGACACAUUAAAUGACACAUUACAGAGAUGUAAACUUUAUUUUAACAUUUCUGAAAGGCAGGUUUGUUUACGUUCUGAAAACAAUAAAUACAUCACCGAAAGUUAAGUCUUGUCAUAAACGAUUGCACAUGGUUUUUUCCAACCACCUAAUUUGUAAGUAAACAAAAUUAAUCCAUAUAAACUAACCUCCAAAAGAGAAAAUAAGUAACAUUUCUUUUAUCAUGAUUUUGGAAACAUCUUUUAAACUCCCGCAAAUUUUAGUUAUGUAACACUUGUGCAGAAUCUAAAUUGCAUUAAGUAUUCACUAUAACGAUGACGUCGUCCAGGACUACGCCCCUCCUAAGCCCGAUGUGACCCGUCCAAGGCAGCACCCCUCUCCCCCCACCAGCACCCUCUAUUUCAAACGUCCCGCCGACGGCGAGCGUGUGUAGGUGAGUGUGUGUGUGUUGCGGCCAUACAAGAGGCCAGUAAUUAGAGUCGGUGCGGCUUCCCCGUAAAUCCUAAUUAUUAAAUAAGAAUUGUCAACCUUUAUUUUAUCUUUUAAUUCCCAAGGGUCGUAUGUUUGCAGGUCCAUUUUUCUAAACAGACGUUACAGCGCCACAAGCGACCGCUAAGAGAACUACCAAAUUAACUUUUCAUUAUUGUAAUUCUUUUAUUUAGCUUUGUUAAUUAGGUGGAAGGAGCAGAGGCAGUAACUUAAUUAAUACUGGUUUACUAAAUGUUUAUUCACAUUUCAUUGUAAGUAAAAACGUAAAUUGAACAGCUAACGGUAACGGGAGCGGAAGGAGGCGCCAUGACAUCCCCUAGCCAGGUAGUCUAAUCUUGGAACCGCCCGGAGUAGGACGCGUGCUGUACCUCGUCGCCUUCAAUACUUGGUAAGAACUGAUCAUUUAGCAUCCGGCCGUGUAAUAAUUUUUCUGAAUCGCUUUUAACCGCUUCGAGGCCUACUCCGGGUGGAAGACUCUUUAACGUAAAUAUUUUUUCCGCUCAGACGGACUUUUGAAAUCGACUGCGUUGCGAAUCGUAGGUCAGGCCACGAGGUGACCUGGCCCUCCUCUAAGCUGAUUCAUGCCGUUGGCUUUUUAACCGCUUAAUAAGUAAAUAUGUAAGAGGAGGGAGUGAAUAAAACUCGGGUGCAUUGAA